CGAGGUACAGGUCAAGAUCUGGUUCCAGAACCGCCGCGCCGAGUGGGAACGCAUCAAAGCUGGGAGCUGCACGGCGUCCGAGUGAGCGGCUGGGAAGCCGCGGGGCGUCCGAAGAAAGGAGGCGUACCUGACAAGUGGCUGGGAGCCGCAGGGCAUCUGACAAGGGAGGCACACUCGAACCAAGAAGUGAGCAGCUAAUAUGGGAACUGCUGCGUCAGCAGAUUUGAUACGCAUCACGGAGCGGUGGGGAGAAAAGUUCCCCUCUGAUGCGUUAUCCCGCCUGUUGCGGUGGGGACGAAGAGGGGGACUUUCCGUUCAAUCGAGUAGUAAUACUGUUUGGGAGCGGUUGGGCUGUGAGCUCUGGAAAUCAGUGGCUCAGGGCGAUAAGAAGGUUUUCUCCCUGAGUCCAGUAUGGCUCACCGCGCAGAGACGAUUGGAGGAGUUUGAGGAUGAGAGAAGACAACUUCAGAAAAUGGCUGAUUUUGCAGUAACACUGGAACAAGAACUGGAACAGGUUAAAUUGAUUCUGCAUCAGCGAGAUCUACAGUUUGAAUCUUUACAGCAAGAGCAUCUAGUGCUCAUGAAGCAGCUCACCUUAACCCAAGAAUCAUUGCACACCAAAGAGCAGUCCCUAAAUGACCUACAGACUCAAUAUGAUGAGCUGGUGGCCAUGGAAGUGAAAGAAUUAAAACGGGAGUUACUGAAACUUCGAAGUGAAAAGCAGUCCAUUGAUGUUGAAUGCUCAAGACUUCAGAAGGAAGUAUCCCAGGUUCACCAGCAGAUAGUGGAGUUAGAAAGCCACCUCCAGUCAGUGCAAAAAGAACGGGAUGCACAAAUCGCUGAUGGAGGAAAUAACCAGGCUUCCCAUGAACGGAUUCAAGCUUUGGAGAUAGAGCUGCAGGCUGUUAGCCACAGUAAGAUGAUGUCGGAGAAAGAGCUGCAAGAAGUACUUUCACAUACCAGCCAGGAGCUUCGAGAAUCUAGGAGAAAGAUAAAACUUUUAGAAGAAAUAAACAAGAAGUUGGCCCUCAAACUGGAACAUGAACAGGUGAAGCUCACUGGUUUUGGUCAGUCUAACAUUGCUUUGCGAGAGCACAGCACCAUCCUCGAAACAGUACUAGCAGAGAGAGAGGCAGACCUGGUGCAGCUGAAUCUCCGGGUUCAAGCAGUCCUAAAUAUUCAAGCUUUACAGACUGCCUUCGAAAGAGAAAAGUCAAACGUUAAUAACCUUCAAAAGCAGGUUGCGGCAGCCAAAGUAGAUGCAGCACAUAACCGUCGUCAUUAUAGAGCUGCGGUUCUUGAGCUGAGUGAAAUUAAGAAGGAGCUACAAGCCAAAGAACUGCUUGUCCAAACCCUUCAGGCUGAAGCAGACAAACUACACGCUAUUAUUGAAUGUGCUCCUGCCUCUUUUAAGGCGCUCCUUUUAAGACAAAAAGGGGGGAUUUGCAGUGAGCGGGCAGACGCCUUGGAUAAGACGCCUGCCGCUCGGUUGCUGCAAGCUCUUAAUUGGUUACAUCUUGGUAAAAACAGCCAGGUGCCCCCCGCGAUUAAACAUGUCAACGGGAUGACUGGGGAAGAGCAGGGUGCGGCCCCCCGACCCUCGGUCAAAUGGUUUGAUUAUCAGCAGCAAAUAUGGAAAGGACCAGUUGACUUGCUAACGUGGGGCAGGGGUUAUGUGUGUGUUGCCACUGAUGCGGGUCCCAGGUGGAUGCCAGCGAGGUGGGUCCGGCCUUGGUUGCGUCCUCCGGAGUGACGGCAGGCAGAUGCGGAGGAGCCUCACGAGACACGCUCAGAUGUCGCGGAACCAGAGCCCCCGGAGGAGAGCUGUUUGUUAGCUCUGCCAGGACUUUUUCUGUCUGAUCCUCCAUGAAUGAAUUACUCACUUGAGAUGAUUUUUUGUGUUUGAAAGAAAAUCUGUGUGGUACCAUGCAAUUAUUAUUUAGAACUAAGAUUUAUGUUUUAUGUUCCUUGUUAUGUUUUGUGUUGUCUGUUUUCUGGCCAGAAUUAUUGUUGUAUUGUCAUGUGGUUUGAUGUUUUUUCCUUAAGACCCCCUACCACCCUCAGUGUCAGUUUGAUCACCUGACAUCUGAGGGA
Molecule: messenger RNA, 2094 nt
Organism: Mauremys reevesii (Reeves's turtle)
Lineage: Eukaryota; Metazoa; Chordata; Testudines; Geoemydidae
Product: golgin subfamily A member 3-like
Exons: 2
Coding region: 200-1753 (517 amino acids)
Molecular function (GO): nucleic acid binding
Source: RefSeq, a predicted model, not a curated record